Molecule: messenger RNA, 1350 nt
Organism: Plasmopara halstedii
Lineage: Eukaryota; Oomycota; Peronosporomycetes; Peronosporales; Peronosporaceae
Exons: 1
Coding region: 1101-1289 (62 amino acids)
Source: RefSeq, a predicted model, not a curated record
UCGAUAUUGGUCCAUCGCCGCGUGGUAAAUGAUCGCCAAGAUUUCCGUGAUAAGAUUUAAAGGCUCAAUAUGAAGGUUGCGGCCAUUCCGGUCACUGGAAGGUGCGAAGAGAGUUUUACGAGCUUCACUGCGCAAAAAGCGAUUGAAAGUAUCUUAACCUUUAACAGCUAGCACACUCAUUUGCUGAGGCUUAAUUAAAUGUUAUCGGUCAUCGGUGAUGUAAAUAACGUAAGAAGACGGUAGAAUCGCAUUAAAUUUUUUAGAUGGUCAGCGUAACGGCAGAAGUCAACCCCGACAGCCACAUCUACAGGGACUAGAUUCAUUUUCGACAUCAGCAAUUGUCUUCCAAACGUUUGAUUGAAUGGAAGGAUCCACAAUAGACAAGUCCUUUGCGUUUCGUUCAUGUUACCAGCACGUGACCAUUCCUCUUCGUUUGGUGUGAAUGUAUCUUCAAAGUACUUUGAUUAUCAACAAGAAUUGAUACAUGUGUCCAUGGCGUUGCAGGUGACUAUUCUUGUCCUUGACCUAGGCGUGUCGUUCCCAGUCAAAUAUCCAUUGCUGCUGCGCUUUCCUUAAUUCAGCGAAGCGUCCCCCGUAGCUUCACAUGAAUGAAGACGAGAAUGAAACUUUACGAUUCAGAUGGUGUGUUUUUAAGUCUGGAACGGAAUGGACGGAGAUUUCGCGCCACGAUGUAGCUCACAUUUUUUGUUGCGAAGCUUGAGAGCUAUUAAAUUCGUCCACAAAACUAUGGCAACGAUUUUGUUUUUCUUGAUCUUGGUAUGAUGUUUCUGUACAUCCUUUAAGAGUGACAUCCGAAGAACUUUGAUUUGCUAUAAAAAUGCAGUACUUAAUCGAACGUCAUAGUGUAACUGUUCGUGUAAUGGUUAUUUUACUCAUUCAAAUAUAACACGGCCAACUUUGAGCAUGCCAUUGCAAUCGUAAGCAAUGUUCAUUGCCUCUAAGCCUUUAAUCCACUCCACGAACCGUUUUUCGACAGCAUCGUGGGACAGUAUACGAAUUUGGUGGUGCUUUCAUCGUUUUAAAUUCGGAAGCAGGUUGAGAGUUCCGACCGAUUUACGAGUUACGUUUGACGUCGUUGCAUGAACCGCUUUAAAAUGUUAUUAAAGCUCAAUGAUUCAAAACAAUGGAAGCUUGGUAAAGGAGCAACAUUCUGCAAAUUCGUCUUAGCUUUUGGCAUAAAUGAACAAGAGCGAGAAAGUAUUCGAGAACUUGUUGACUUUGAAAGUGAAAGCAAGGACUUCAAAGACCAACGCAGCAUUAUUGACUAGUUAUAUAUUCUCCGGAUAUAUUUAACCGACAUACAUACAUGUGUUGCAGUCAAAACCUGAU